AUGCUGUGCGAAAAAUUGAAGGCAGAGAUUGGUGAAAGUGACCGGAAUGUUUUGCACGUAAAAACUGAGAAAGAGGAGUUUGUUUUAGAAGGCCGACCUGUUAUGCUAUCAGCUUUCAGUCACGUUGCACAACAAAGAGACUUGCCUAGAGAGUACACUUACUACAAUGCUCCUAAAAAGCCCACAGAAAAGUCGUUCGUUUACGAUGCUGUGUUUUCAAAGGAAACUGGCUUUAAUGAAAAACAGAGACGCGAUGAUCGUCGACACGACAAAAUGGUUGGCUUGCACAUCCAUGAUGAAGAAGCCUCCAAGCCCAUUCCAUCUCAAUCUUCUUCCAUAUUUGGACACUACUUAGAUCGACGCUGUGAUCCUCUGGAUCGCUCCAGAGUGAGGAUUCAACUGGUGGAAUCUGAAUUCUUCCGUCGAAACGGCGUCGAAUUCACUACAAUGAUGGAGGAUCAGUAG
This is a messenger RNA of Dibothriocephalus latus, 465 nucleotides long. The record is from the annotation of a GenBank genome assembly. NCBI's taxonomy places the organism in Eukaryota, Metazoa, Platyhelminthes, Cestoda, Diphyllobothriidea, Diphyllobothriidae.